GCGUUAAGUUUAAAGUACAGCGGUGGUGUCUCUCUGAAGGAAAAGUCGGAAGUUGUGAAGUACCAUUUGCCAAUUUUUAAAAGCAGAAUAAGGAUCUUAUUCUUCAGAUCAAUUCAAUGGAGGAACUUCGAUUACAUACUUGUCCAACAAGAUAAGUAGAAUAAUUACAUAAUCAAUGUUCCAAAAAUCAUAAUCUUCUUCUUCUUCUUCUUCUUCAUCUUCGUUUGUUUAAUGUGCCAAGCUUCGGAGCUUAAAUUUAUCUGAUCAGAUAGACAAGUUGAAAUAGAAAAUUUGUUUAAUCCACUGAGAAGAAGAAAGAGGGAAGAUGCUGAUGCUGUGGUUACUAGUGUUUGUUACUGGAUUUUCUGCUGGGGCACUCGCUGUUGUUGCCUUGGAAGCUUUAGGUGUCUAUGUCUUCUUUAAACGAUUGAAUCGCAAGAUUCGACAAGAACAGGCCAAAUUAUCAAAUGAGUCUUCUCAUAAAGAUCUUGAUCACCGACAGUCCCUUGAUUACUUUUAUAACAAGAAGGGAUUUGUCUGGGUUCUAGAACCAGAUAAAGUUCCCAAAAAUUGGGCGGUGGAAAAAAUUCCAAAGGAGCAAAAGAAGAAAAAGGAUGUCUUUGAGGUUAAUCCUGUUAAGAAACAUGCAAAAAUCAAAGAUCGAUGUCUUAUUUUGACAGAUUCAAAUGGUUCCCCUGCAACUUUUCCGUUAAAGGGUUGCAUUGUAGAAGCUGUUUCCGCUACAGACCUUUCUUCGAGAAAAUGGGCCAAAAGAUUUCCCAUAAAAGUGGAAAGCAAGACUUCAGUGAUAUAUAAUGCAAGUAAAACAGUUUACAUUUAUCUUGAGACAUCUUGGGAGAAAGAGUCUUGGUGUAAAGCCCUCCGUCUUGCUUCAUGUGAUGACGAAGGAAAACUUAACUGGUUCACCAACUUGAGUGAAGAAUUCCACUGUUAUUUGGCAUCCUUAAAUACAGGAUACCCUUCAUUUAUGAAACCCUCAGCAGGGUUCAAUGCUGAGCCACUAGAUAGGGUGACUAAGCUUGAUGGUUCUGCAUCAAAGGUUCGCUUGUUUUUUAAAAAGCUUGCCAGAAAGGCUUCAAAGACCAGUAUAGAGAAUAGGGGAACUUUCUCACUAGGCCAUGAAGAGAAAAAGAUUAAUGACAAGAGUCACUCAUUCCAAGAUCCAAGUUUGAGCACUAGCUUGGUAAAAACUGCUCUAACAUCAAAGGCAUUACUGAGUUCUGAGGAAAAUAUGUUAGUAUUUCCGUCAUCCACCUCUUCUUGCUCAGCAAGCCAAAACCCUGUUUCUGUUGUUUCUGAAGUGGAUUCUGAUGACAAGUUCAAUAUUGAUGAAGGAACACUCUGUUGGAAUUUGCUUUUUUCUCGGAUUUUUUUUGAUGCCAAAAGCAAUGCCAAGAUAAAGAGUUCAGUGCAAGCACGGAUUCAGAGAACAUUGUCCAAUAUGAGGACGCCCAAUUACAUCGGUGAAGUUGUAUGUACGGAUAUAGGCCUUGGGAGUCUUCCACCUUAUAUCCAUGGCAUAAGAGUACUUCCUAUGGACAUGAAUGAGGUAUGGGCAUGGGAAGUUGAGGUUGAAUAUUGUGGGGGGCUUGUGCUAGAUAUUGAAACAAGACUGGAAGUUAAGAAUCUCCAAAAGGAUAUGGUGGACGCAAACUCAGAAUCAAGCUCUGUUGGGGAUGUGUCUUCAGACCUUCUGGAAGGAUUUGAAUAUUUUGGAGAACAGCUGAAUCUUUCAGAAGGGACCGCUGAUGCACAAGAGAGGAGGAAUGAAGGAGAUCAUAAACUUGAUGGGUUAAAAAAUUCGAGAAGUUAUUCAUCAACAUCAACUAAUGUGUCUAGGUGGAAGUCCAUUCUUAAUUCUAUAGCAAAACAGGUUUCGCAGGUACCUCUCUCUUUGUCAAUAAGAGUUGCAUCCCUUCGUGGAACACUGCGUUUGCAUGUAAAGCCACCUCCUUCUGAUCAGUUAUGGUAUGGAUUCACAUCUAUGCCUGAUAUAGAUUUCGACUUGGAGUCAUCCGUUGGGGAUCACAAGAUUACUAGUACACAUAUUGCUUUGUUCUUGAUCAAUCGGUUUAAGGCUUCCAUCAGAGAAACUAUGGUGCUUCCAAACUGUGAAAGCUUAUGCAUUCCCUGGUUGUUGGCUGAAAAGAAUGACUGGGUACCGCGGACAGUUGCUCCUUUUAUGUGGCUUAAUAGAGAAGCCACUAGUGACCAUGCCACUGCAUGUGAGGCUCCUGUCUCCCAACCCGAUGAAGCAAAACCCAAGGAAGAUUCUCACAGGAAAGCAUCCAAUUAUGAUCCAGAAAGCAAGCAUUUAAAAACAAAGAACACUGAAUGCACUCAGCAAUCAAUUUCUGAUUCUUCUAAUACCUUAGAGAGCUCAAUGAGCUCCAACAAGUCAUCAAUACAAAGCAGCAAAACUUUGCAAGAACUAACAAGUCCUUUAUUGGCAACUUAUGAACCACAAGGCAUUUCCCAACAAAGUAGAGGUUGUAUGUCAGAGCGUCGAUCACUAUCUAGGUCUGUUACACAGGCAGAGAACCAGAAUCAUGCUGUUGAAGGAGAUGAAUCAAGAACGAAGAGGAUGGGAAGAAGAGCAAGGAUGCUGGAUCUGGGGAAGAAGAUGGGAGACAAGCUUGAAGAGAAGAGACGUCACAUUGAAGAAAAGGGCAAGAGCAUUGUUGAGAAGAUGCGUGGACCAUGAAACUGCCAAAAGGAGUGCUUGGACAUAAGCAGAACUGGUAGCUAAUGCCAUUGACAGAUACAGGAGUGGAGGCACUCAUCAAAUUCAAUAGAUGAUCAUGUAUAAUAUUAUAGGUGCUAAACUUCUUUUUGAUUUAGAAUUGGCAAAGCCCUAUUGAGCUCCUAUUCUUCAGUGAGAUACUAUUAAGUCUA
Messenger RNA from Hevea brasiliensis (rubber tree), 2916 nucleotides. RefSeq lists its product as uncharacterized. Gene Ontology annotation, molecular function: lipid binding. The record is from RefSeq and is a predicted model, not a curated record. NCBI's taxonomy places the organism in Eukaryota, Viridiplantae, Streptophyta, Magnoliopsida, Malpighiales, Euphorbiaceae. Bases 326 to 2725 code for a protein of 799 amino acids. The transcript has 7 exons. Gene Ontology annotation, cellular component: endoplasmic reticulum.